AAAAGUAUGAAUCACAUCAUGUUCUAUCUCGAACUCAGAUAUUAACAUACUUUUAAAACUGUAGGAUCUACCGAUAGAAGUUGAAUUUUUCGUAGCAUUUAAAUUCUUCCAACGUCAUCGAAAUCACUUGUGCGAUCUGUCCAUCAGAAUACAGGAUACGAAUAUCAUGAAACAGCAAACAGUACGUGUCACAUAUUAUAUUUUAAUUUAUCUAACGAUAUUCGCAAUCGGAUCGUUGGGGAUAAGUUAUGCCAACCGAUUAGCUUUGGAUAGCAAUGACAUAUAUAAGAGAGACAUAAGACAGAAGAAAGAAUUAGCAUUGCAUAUAAAUACGACGGAGGAUUCAGAUAUGGAGGAGUAUAUCUUGGAAAUAGAUUGCGAGAGAUUCAAUGUAUCGUUCAAUUUUUCAAGUACAAUUAUAAAAGUGUUAGGAAAAGACUUCGUUAAUACUCCGUUCAUAACAUGUUUGAACUUUGAUGGUAAUCAAAUAGAAUCAGUCGAAUCUGGUGCUUUUGAUAAUUUACCAUCUUUAGAAUAUCUAAAUAUGGGAAGAAACUACAUUUCCUCUUUAUUUUCCUUUAACGGUCAUGAUAAUAUAAAAGUGUUGGUAUUGGCAGGUCAAUUGAUAUCUGAUUAUUAUGUAAACUUGGAAAUUAUCGGAGAAUAUCCCAAACUUCGUUAUUUAGAUUUAAGUAGUAAUAAAAUAUCAUCGAUCAGAUGGCCCGUAAGUUAUCAGAACUCGUAUAAUCAGUUUAAUCGAAAAUCAGCAUUUCCUAAAUUAAAGCAUUUAGAUUUAUCUCAUAAUAAUCUUGAACAAUUUUACAAUUACUAUGAUAAUUCUGUACUAUUCACCCGAAACGUAACGUAUCUUAAUCUGAGUAAUAAUAAUUUGCGUAACGUCGAUCUACGUUAUUUUACGAAUUUGAUUGAAUUAAGAUUAGAUAAUAAUAACAUAAUGGGUAUCACUGAAUAUUGUUAUAAUGAAUAUUUAUGUAUAAGUGAAAUGCCAAGAUUAAAAUAUUUUUCUAUAUCCUAUAACAAAAUAGCCAGUUUAGAUCAGUCCACUUUUAAGAAUACACCUGAAUUAGUUACUUUGAAUCUUUCGAAUAACCAAUUAGAACGUAUUUUACCAGAAACCUUCUAUGGCUUAGAUUCAUUAGAAAACUUAUAUUUAGAUAAUAACGAAUUAUCUUCAAUUAAUAGUUUAAGUCGCUUGUCAAACUUAUCCGUUUUAUCUGUAUCUUAUAACAAUAUCCGGGAAAUAGGCUCUGAAGAUAUAAGCAAUGCUCGGAUUUUAAAAAAAUUGUAUUUAGAUCAUAAUAAAAUUGAAAAUAUUCAUGAAAGUACAUUUUCUGAAUUGGAAUCAUUAGAGGAACUAUAUUUAGAAAGUAAUAAUUUAGUUAAAUUACCGGUCGGAUGGGCUAACAAUUUAAGAAAUCUACGUUAUCUCAAUUUGUCGAAUAACAAAUUUAUAUUUUUGGAAUCUUUAUCGCUAAUCAAAUCUCUGCCAGUAAUAAGGAUAGACUUAAUGAACAAUAACUUCAUUCAUAUGAAAGCUGAAGGAUUGCGAAAUUUACCUGAAAAUGCGACCUUAUACUUGAUUUCACUAUCGGAAGACAAUGAAUUAUCUAAAGAGGAUUUUCUUAUUGUAUUACAACAUGAGAUAAAUAAAACAACAAUACGUUCAUACGAAUUAGCUUUUGAAUUAAUUUACAAGAAUAUUGUAUUCAUAAUGUGGCAAUCAAGUACGUUUAUUAUUCAUAUGGCUAUUAUUAGCAUGGGGUUCUUUCACGGUGUAUUUGCUACGACGAUAUCAAUUUAUUCGAAGAACUUCGAAGAAGAUCUUAGUUUGAACUUUGAAGAACCUAUGGACAAGUGCGAUAAUUCGGAUCAAGAAAUUGUAAAACUUGUUAAAAUGGGAAUAAACGUUUUGAGGGAAAACUUCAUUGAGAGCGCGAACGUGCGAUCUAUCAAUCUCGAAGACAACCCUAUCAUUGAUAUCUCUCCGGAUGCUUUCAAAGGUGUUCCAAAUUUGACCUGUCUCAAUCUUGGACAGAACACUGCAAUCAAUAUUUUCAACAAAUUUUUAAAUAAUUUUUACCAUCCUUCAUUAGUGAAACUAAACUUACAUCGAGCUUUAAAAAAAUAUAUUAUGUCCGAUUAUCAAAAUUUACGUUCAUAUCGUGACACUGCAAUACCGUCAGGAAGUUUCCUACCUCAUGUCACGCAUUUGGAUAUUAGCGAAAAUAAUAUAGAUUAUUUACCUAAAUAUCUUAAAUCUUCAUUUCCCCGUUUAACGCACCUUUAUUUGUCGGGUAAUAGAUUAAACAUAUUAGACAAUAUUCCUGCGUCAACGCGAGUUAUAUAUCUUGAAAGAAAUCAAGAUACUAUUGUAAUGUCGUAUAUUCCAAAAAAUAUUUCUGCUUUAUUUCUUAAUGAGGAUACUAUAAGAGAUUAUAUUAGCGACUUUCAUAACCUUAAUGUAUUGUCUAUUCGUAACUGCAAGAGCUAUUAUUCAGAGACUUGCAGAAUUCAAAAUUGUGAAAAUCUUGUUGAUUUGGAUAUGUCAUCAAAUAAAAUUAAAUCUAUUUAUGAAGAGGACUUUAAAACAUUGAAAUCUUUACAACGGCUUUCUUUAGAUCAUAAUAUUCUUUCAUCCGUAUCUUUUUUGACCCAUUUGUCUUCUCUCACAGAUCUGUCCAUAGCAUAUAAUAAUUUAACCAAUAUUACGUCGGAUUAUUUUGCAAAUCUUCGAAAUUUGAAAACAUUAAAUUUGCGUGGAAAUCGUAUUUCGAUAAUUUCGAAAAAUGCUUUCUUGAAUUUGAAUAUGUUAAAAAAACUUGAUCUUGCGGAAAAUAAACUAACUACUCUUCCUGAUACAUGGAUGAAUACUUUGACAGGAUUGCGCUAUCUUAAUGUACAAUCGAAUUUCUUUACUAGCAUCGAAAACAUGUCAAUAUAUGGUUAUUCAAAUUUAAAUCACUUAUUUGUGCGCAACAACAGUUUUAUAUUGAUAGAAAUGAAGAGUUUAGAGAGAUUACCUUCAUCUGUUGUCAUUCAUAUCAGUCGACUGUCGAUUAUAUUCAUAAUGUGGCAAUCAAGUAUGUUUAUUAUCCAUGUGGCUGUUAUUAGCAUGGGGUUCAUUCACGGUGUAUUUGCUACGUCGAUAUCGUUUUGCCCAGAAAAAUUCGAAGAAAAUCUCAGCUUUCACUUUGAAGAACCGAUGGACAAGUGCGAUAAUCCAGAAUAUGGCAUCGUAAAAUUGAAUAACAUUGAGUUGAAAAUAUUGAACAAUAACUUUAUUGAAAGCGUUAUCGUACAAUCUAUUAAUCUUGAGAAUAACAGUAUCAUUAAUAUUCAUCCGGAUGCUUUCAAAGGUGUUCCAAAUUUGCUCUGUCUCAAUAUGCAACAGAAUUAUCAAUUGAAUACAUUGGACAACUUUCUACAAUAUUUUAAACACUCUUCGUUAACAAAAUUAAAUUUAGCUGAAACAAUAUCAAAAAGCCAUUUAUUCAAUCAGUAUUCAACAAUUUCACCCGGUGAAAUUACAGAAAUAUCACUUGAAAAUGCCUUUCCUCGUGUUACGCAUUUGGAUAUUAGCGCAAAUGAUUUAGAAUUUUUACCUGAGUAUUUUACAUCUUUGUUUCCUCGUUUGACGCAUCUUUACUUAUCCAAUAAUAGGCUGACCUCAGAUUACAUUUAUCGUAUACCUGCGACGACGCAAUAUUUGUAUUUGGAAGGAAACACAGUCCCUAUUAAUUUGCUAAAACUUCCAAAAAAUAUUUCUGGCCUAUUUUUAAGUGAGAAUCAAUUAGAACUGCAUGACCAAUCUUCAGCAUAUCCUAAUUAUGAUUAUGAUUAUCUAAGACGUUUUAGCUCCUUAAAGCAACCUUUCUAUUAUGAGAGAAACAGUAAUGACGAUAUAAAAAAGGAUAUGGAACUUUUAUCAAAUCUUGUAAUAUUGUCAGUUCGUAAAUGCAAAAAUAUUAAUUUAUUGAUUUUGAAUCUUGACAAAUGUAAAAAUCUUGUUGAUUUGGAUAUGUCAUCAAACAAAAUUAAAUCUAUUCAUGAAGCGUACUUUAAAACAUUGAAAUCUUUACAACGUUUUUCUUUAGAUCAUAAUACUCUUUCAUUCUUAUCUUUUUUGACCCAUUUGUCUUCUCUCACAGAUCUGUCCAUAGCAUAUAAUAAUUUAACCAAUAUUACGUCGGAUUCUUUUGCAAAUCUUCGAAAUUUGAAAACAUUAAAUUUGCGUGGAAAUCGUAUUUCGAUAAUUUCGAAAAAUGCUUUCUUGAAUUUGAAUAUGUUAGAAAAACUUGAUCUUGCGGAAAAUAAUCUCACUAUACUUCCUUCUCUAUGGUUAAAUAACUCGACAGUACUGCGCUAUCUUAAUCUAAAAUCGAAUCUGUUUACUAAUCUCGAUAGCAUGUAUGGUUUUUCUAAUCUUAAUCAUUUAUUUUUGGGAGACAAUUGUAUUAAACAAAUCGAAAUGGCGAACUUGAAGGAAUUACCAUCAACUAUUGUUAUUUAUAUGUCAUCGAUAAAUGAUUCUUAUGUAAAAUGUAAAACGUAAUUCAAUUGUUUACGUGUAUAGCGUAAAUUAAAUACGAAUUAAUAUCUUCA
Molecule: messenger RNA, 4623 nt
Organism: Vespa velutina
Lineage: Eukaryota; Metazoa; Arthropoda; Insecta; Hymenoptera; Vespidae
Product: chaoptin-like
Exons: 6
Coding region: 167-4573 (1468 amino acids)
Cellular component (GO): plasma membrane
Molecular function (GO): protein binding
Source: RefSeq, a predicted model, not a curated record